Carassius auratus (goldfish) is the source of this 948-nucleotide messenger RNA. RefSeq names its product major histocompatibility complex class I-related gene protein-like. The coding region runs from base 61 to 948 and encodes 295 amino acids. Gene Ontology annotation, biological process: immune response. NCBI's taxonomy places the organism in Eukaryota, Metazoa, Chordata, Actinopteri, Cypriniformes, Cyprinidae. The record is from RefSeq and is a predicted model, not a curated record. Gene Ontology annotation, cellular component: external side of plasma membrane. The transcript is spliced from 4 exons.
GCAGCUCGUUUUUGACAGCUACAAUUGUUUGAGAGUCAGUUGCGUGGAUGUUUGUCCAUAAUGAAGUUCAUUGUUUUUUUCAUCUGCGUACCUUUUGUUUAUUCAGAACUUCACACCUACAUAACUUCAUACACUGGAAUAAAUGGACAUACAAUCCCAGAGUUUUUUGCAGUAACUACUCUGGAUGGGCAACAGAUUGAUUAUUAUGACAGUGAGAUAAAGAAGCUGAUUCCCAGACAGGACUGGAUAAAGGAGUUGGCAUCUACAGACAUGUGGAAUGAAGACACUGAGAUCAGAGAAAGAGUACAGCAGAUUUACAAAAACAAUAUUCAUCAUCUAAUGGAGCGAUUCAAUCAGUCACGUGGUGUUCACACGUAUCAGAGGAUGUAUGGAUGUGAAUGGGAUGAUCAGACUGAAGACUCACAAGGUUUUGAUCAGUACGGUUAUGAUGGAGAUGAUUAUGUCGCACUAGAUGUGAAGAAGCUCAGAUACAUCACAGCUGUACUGCAGGGAGUAAUAACAAUGAACAAGUGGAACAAUGACAGAGCACAGCUUGAAAUACUGAAUCAGUACUACAAACAUGAGUGUGUUUACUGGAUAAAACAUUUCUUGAUGUUAAGAAAAGUGGAUUUGGAAAGAAAAGCACCUGAAGUGUCUCUGUUACAGAAGGAUCCCUCUUCUCCAGUGGUUCUGUGUCAUGUCACAGGUUUUUACCCAUCAGGACUAACUAUCACCUGGUUAAAAAAUGGACAGGAUCAUGAUGAGGAUGUGGAUCUUGGAGCGCUACUACCAAAUGAAGAUGGUACCUUUCAGAGGACAUCUGAACUCAUUAUUGAACCAGAAGAGUGGGAGAAGAACCAGUUUGUUUGUGAGGUAGAGCACAUGGGGAGGACCUUCCGGAGGAUUCUGACUGAGGAUGAGAUCAAGAGUAACACCAGUAAGUUUUAA